Messenger RNA from Mesorhabditis belari, 3024 nucleotides. The record is from the annotation of a GenBank genome assembly. NCBI's taxonomy places the organism in Eukaryota, Metazoa, Nematoda, Chromadorea, Rhabditida, Rhabditidae.
AUGACCACUCAACACGACUACCUCAAUUUCGUCCUUGAAACGCUACAAGGACACGGGGGUCUCUCGACUACGGUGCGUGGAGUGGCUCGACAAACGGCUUCGGCGGCGGCAGGAACAGCAGCCGGUGGAUUAUUAGCCGGACCGGCGGGAGCUCUCAUUGGAGGAAUCAUCGGCGGCCUAUAUGGAUAUUUGACAACAGAAGAAUAUGCGAGUUUGUUCACGUUCUACCAAAGUUUGGCCGCCGAGGAUCGAAAAAAAGUGACUGAAAAGAUUCAAGGAGCGGUAGGAGGGACAUCGAUCAAUGAUUUUACGAGUUGGGUCACAAGAAGUGGAAAUCGAGAACUUUUGGUGACGCUUCUUAUGGAGUUGAUGCGACAAGGAAUCACAUCGUGGUCUUCAUCAGACGAGCAAUCCUAUGCGUCAACUUCAUCGACAAGACAUCGAGGACAAGCGAGAUCGACCCGGAAUGCCAAGUUCUUUCCUCUCGGCUCCCCUUUCCCCCAUCCACAAACGACUCUUUGUUUCUACCCGCAUGGCCUCCUCUUCGGUGUGGAUUCCUCUCCCGACUUCUCGCUGCUUCAACAUCUACGAUUUUUUGAGGGCAUGCUAGGCACACCGGUUCUCCUCCGGUGGGCAAUGAAAACACGAGGACCGAUGGGAAAAACUCUUCGAAUCGUUCUCGGCUCUCUUGUCUUCUUCUUUAUAAAUUUAUCGAUAAUUUAUUACUAUGUGCAAAUCGAGAAACCAAGCGAUCAAUCGGUGAUACAAGAGAGAGCGAAUGAGAAACUGCAUGAGCAACUACAAUGUGUGCUUGAUGGAAGCAAUGAACUAGCAAAAAGCGCUCUGAAUAGGGCGGCGUGUCGACUUCAGAAUGGUUCAUUUCAUGAAACGAUGCCGCUGAGUGGAUGUCAUAAUUAUGAUACAUCCCUAGCUGGUGUGAGCAUGGGAUGUUUCUAUGAUCAAAGCUCGAAUCGACAGCUAAAGGGUCAUCAAUAUGAUUUUGCUGACAACACCAGGGACAAAUGCGAAAGUCACUGCUAUCGAGCUGGUUUUUUGUAUUACGGAGUCGAAUACGGGAAAGAGUGCUUUUGUGGAGAUGAUUUUGAUGCUCAAUAUAUUAUUGAACGGUCUAAAUGUAAAGAAUACAAUUGCACUGGAGAUGAUUCACAAAAAUGUGGCGGGUUUGACGCUAUUGAUAUCUACAGAACGGGUUUAAUUAUCAAAGCAGCUCAACUAACGAGGCGACCCUUGUACUUGGAGGUUGAACGACUAAAAGAAAAACCGACAAAAGCACGUAUUUUAUUUGUCUUGCAAUUGAAUGGACGAAAUAUUCGACAGGUUCAACGUUUAUUGAAAUCAAUCUACUCGCCAAAUCACUUUUAUUACAUUCACGUUGAUAAACGACAAAUCUACAUGUUGAGUAAAAUGCGAGAUCUUGCUGCUCGUCUAGCAAAUCUCUACGUGGAACCUGAAGGUCGGAGUACAAUUUGGGGUGGAGCUUCACUACUUGACAUGAUCACUGAUGCAAUUCGUACGACCAUAAACAUUCCAAACUUUUCUUCUUGGGAUUACCUCGUCAACUUGUCCGAGUCGGAUUUCCCGGUGAUGUCGCUAGCCGAAUUGGAAACACAGCUCACAUUGAACAAUGGACGUUCAUUUUUGGCAAGUCAUGGCUACAAUACGGCUCGCUUCAUUCAAAAGCAAGGAUUCGAUUAUGUCUUUGUUGAAUGCGAAGAAAGAAUGUGGAGAGUUGGCAAGAGAAACGAAUUCCCGCGUGGCUUGCGAAUUGACGGUGGAUCGGAUUGGGUCAUUUUACACAAGGAUUUCGCCAAAUAUUCCAUUUCGAACGAGGAGUUGCCACAAAAGUUGCGAACACUCUUCUCAAGCAUCAUCCUUCCCGUUGAAAGUUUUUAUCACACGUUAGCUGCAAAUUCAAUGUAUUGCGAUCAUGUGGUGACAGGGAAUUUGCGAUUAACGAAUUGGAAUCGAAAACAAGGAUGUCGAUGUGCGUCUUUGAAAAAGGUUGUCGAUUGGUGCGGAUGUUCACCGCUAGUGUUCACAAAAGAUACAAUUCAUAAGUUUGAACUUGAGAAAGCCAAAGAGAAAGUCUACUAUUUGGCUAGGAAAUUUGAAAACUUGAUUGACGUGGAUGCGAUUGCUGCAGCUGAAGCACAAGCGAUGAGAGAUCGCUCUCAUUUGCUUAACACCAAUUCGAAAGCCUUCAACACAUCGCAUGUCAACCUUUACGAGGCUGGCUUUGAUGGAUAUUCUGAAUCUUACACUUUAUUGACGCAACGUCUUUUUUCGAUGGCAAAAUUGGGCUCAUUAUCCUUCGGUUCACUGCGUUCCAUUCAUGUUUAUCGAGAACAUUUCGAAGCAAACUGGCAACUCGUUUUCACUGUUUUGACGACUCAUGGGCAAACGAUUGAACUUCUUGCUCAGCGGAUACAUGAUACGCUGAUUGAAGAACAACCAAUUGUUAAUGGGUACAUUUUGAGAAGCAUACGAAUAGGAGUUUCAAUCGAUCACAAAGAAGAGAUUUUCCGAGGUUAUACCGGAUAUGUUGAUCAGACUGGAUCUCCAACAAUUCUUCUCCAAUGGGAACGAAUGAGUGACUUGCCGACAAGUAUUCCCGAGAAUAAGACUUCGCCUGCAAUUCAGAUCAUAUGGAAAGAUCAAACUGGGCAUCUUGUGGCCACCCAAAAACUGCCACCGUACGAUUCGAUUUUUGGACAACAAUUUGCUGAACUUGUGUUGCCUUCACUCAAGAACUUGAGGUCACAACAAACUGGAAUUUGGACUGCUACAAUUACUGAUGGUAGUCGAGCGAUUGGGCGAGUUCGAUUCCCACUUUUCGACUCGAGUGUUAAGGAAGACUUUUUCCAAAUGGUGGCCAAGUUCUAUCGCCUCGUUGCCUCAUGCUCAUCUCCUGUGGAGUGCAGUGGUUCACUAUGGAGUACCUAUUAUCCGGAUCCAAAAUCCGACAUUCUUGUCGGUUACGAUGAACGACUCGGGUACCUAGUG